Molecule: messenger RNA, 1774 nt
Organism: Tigriopus californicus
Lineage: Eukaryota; Metazoa; Arthropoda; Copepoda; Harpacticoida; Harpacticidae
Product: 3'-5' exoribonuclease 1-like
Exons: 3
Coding region: 120-1301 (393 amino acids)
Biological process (GO): exonucleolytic trimming to generate mature 3'-end of 5.8S rRNA from tricistronic rRNA transcript (SSU-rRNA, 5.8S rRNA, LSU-rRNA)
Cellular component (GO): cytoplasm
Molecular function (GO): 3'-5'-RNA exonuclease activity; nucleic acid binding
Source: RefSeq, a predicted model, not a curated record
CAAAUUUGGCCACCCUCCAGUUGUCAGACUGACUGCUUGAACUCUUUGAAACCUUCAGAAGUCAUCUAUAACCACACCAGACAAGUCUCUCUCUCUUACUCCUCAUCAGCCAGCCCAAUAUGGAGGGUCCCAUAAUGAUCUACAGCAUGACCGAUAAAGAGUCGAGAGACAUUCUCAAAGCUCUUACUCGAAGUCCCAAAAAGGUCAAAAACAGAACUAUGAGCUCUGAAAACCAAGAAAAUCUCGUCCUGGAACGAAGCGACCAAGAAAAUCGAAUGUCCUCCGCCUCUGCCAUGGGGGAAUAUCAGAAUACUCAAAGCCACCCAGUGUACAGUGCUAUCAGCUUUAUCAACGGGCAAAUUAAUCGCAUGGAUCUCAACGACCUCAAGCAAAAGUGUAAACAGAAUAACCUCGAUUGUCACGGGAAACGUGAAGCCGUGAAACGUCGACUCAAGGAGUAUUACAAGGCACAGAAGCUCAUCGAAGCUGGCCUACUCGAGCCCAGUGUGAAUCGUAACGUAGACUACUUUGUGGUUAUCGAUUUCGAAGCUACUUGUGAGGAACGAAAUCCACCCGGUUACCAACACGAAAUUAUCGAGUUCCCCGCAGUCCUUGUUUCAUCGGCAGAUCCUCCUCAUAUCGUAGAUAUCUUCCAUGCAUACUGUAAGCCCACUAUCAAUCCGAAACUCUCCGAAUUUUGCCGGACAUUGACUGGGAUUGAGCAAUCUCUUGUGGAUGGAUCCCAGACUUUCAGUGAAGUGCACCAGCAGUUCCAAGUCUGGCUUCACGAGAAGCAUCAGUGUGGGACCAAAUAUUCCUAUUCAAUCGUUACUGAUGGUCCCUUCGACAUGGGGCGUUUCCUGUUCCUACAAACACAGCAUUUAAGAGCGGAGUAUCCAGACUACGGCCUGUAUUGGGUUAACCUGCGCAAAUGUUUUGCCAAUUUCUACAAGGGAGACUUCUAUUCGAGUACUUCUUCUCACCAAAAGCUCCCUGGUCUGCAAGAUAUGCUCUAUUCGUUGGAAAUGGAGUUCCAGGGUCAGCCGCACUCCGGUUUGGAUGAUGCCCGGAAUAUUGCGAGAGUUCUCAUUCGCUUAAUAUCUGAUCGCGCCUUUGUCCGAACCAACGAGAAGAUAGUGCUCACUGGCAACAGAAACGCCCACCCCACGCCCCAUAACUAUCACGCCCGACUCCAGAGCGUGACUGCAGUAACAAGGAAAGAAGCCGAAGCCAUAUACAAGAGCCAGAAGCAAGCCAAGAACUCCUUCAAAGAGCAGGAUGCUCUUCAAGCGGAUGCCUAAACAGAACCAACCAAAAUAUCAUUUUAUCAUUUGGUCAUGAUCUUAAAUGUGUUCCACAAGAAAACCGGCCAUAAAUAACAUCAAAAUUUCGGGGAGAAAAAAGAGCUUCUUCCCGCUGACAAGGACGUGAAACGUGAUCGGGAGGCACGUCUUCUGUUUCGCUAGCUGAAAUACUUGCUUUUGAUCAUAGAGAGGCAUCGAUAUCGUUAUCAGAAAGAAACGCAACAAUUGUUCGUCACUUGGACACUCGAUCUGGCUCGAAUUGGAGUAAAUCCUCGUUUUUCUUGGUCUUCCCGUCAAAACCCAAGUGUUAUCAACUAUUCCUGUCUGCUCUCCUACCAAUCCUCGAUGCUUCUUCCCCUCGAUAUGCGAUUGCGAUUUCCGAGAUACUGAUAUUUACAACAAGGAAUGAUUCACUCAGAGAAAAAGAAAUACACACAUCUGUCUCUUCUACGAGAUACCUGUUCUUCUGA